Messenger RNA from Camellia sinensis, 832 nucleotides. The record is from RefSeq and is a predicted model, not a curated record. NCBI's taxonomy places the organism in Eukaryota, Viridiplantae, Streptophyta, Magnoliopsida, Ericales, Theaceae.
AAGAAUUUUAAAUACUUAUGUUUUGUGCAGGUUCACUAAUAACAUAUUGAGCAUGGCACAACAAGUAUUUCUUCAAAAAUCAGGGGUUACAAAAAAUCCAGUGAGUAAAUUCAGUGAUAAUAUCAUUAAGAAGGAGGAGCAAUCCCAAAUUCAGAAAUCUGUUUUUGAAACCAGCACCAUCAUAAAGGAACCCCAAGUGGAAAAGUCAACUUCAGAGGGGCUCUGUCCUGGUGAAAGAUUUAAACAAUUAAAGGAGCAAGAAGCAAGGAGGAGACAACAAAGGGAGGAAGAGAAGAAGAAAGCUGAAGAGGCAGCUGCUAAUGUAACUCAAACGAAUGGAGCACAUGAGAAAGAGGCUAUUUCAGUUCAAGGGAAAAGUGGAGAUGAAGUUGAGUCAAGUGAUUCCAAGAAUGGAAGCCCUAAUUCUUUGACUGGUAUGACCAAUUCAUCCAGCACUGAUUAUCGUGUUGUGAAUGGCAAUCUUUCUAAUUUGGACUCCAAGGAAGAUCAAAGGACUUCAGGCCUUUUAUUGAAUCGAGUUGUUGUGUCCAACUUUUAUUCCCUCUGUUUUAUCUGUAUUAUGCUUCCGUACUUCCUGGUAGGAUUCACCAGUAUGGUGAUAACAUAAUAACUUGUAAUGGUAAAAAAUUGGUAGUUAUUUUUAUUCGUUGCAGUCUUUGGUGUUGCAAGCAGUUUCUUUCUUCCGUUACCCCUUCAGGCAAUUGGGUGUGUUGCAAGGGUCUCAAAAUCAAAUAAAUGGAUGGCACUGUUUUUGUUUCAUCAGAAUGUAAGAUUAAUUUCUGACCAUUUGAUUACCAUCUCAUUUAUCCAG